ACCUGUGGCUGCCAAGCUCCAUUAAAGCCAUCAGCAGCCGGGGGGACGCGCUGCGCGGCAGUGAAGGCGGGGUGGGCUGCGGUGUUUUUUUUUAUAUUUUAUUUUAAAAUAUAUACUUUUUUUUUCUUUCCUUUUUUUUUUUUUUUUUUUUUUUCCCCCUUUCUCCCUCCGCGAGGCUCGGGCUGAGCAGGACGCCUGCGGGCUGGAGCCGCGGUGCCGCCGCCGCGGGCACCGGAGCGCCGGAGGCUGCCCAUGGCUGCACCGCCGGGCCCCGCGCCCCGCUGAGCUCCGCGGGCACCUCUGGCCGGGGAACACAGCGGGCACCAUGGUCCGGUGCUGGUGGCUCGCAGGGCUGCUCGUAGCCUGCGCGGCCGCGGAGCCGCCUCUGCGCUGGGAGUCGCGGUGCCGGCAGCAGCUCCGCCACCUGCAGGACGGCGCCAGGAUCGCGGCGCGGCUGCCGCCCCGCCUGGAGGGGCGCUGGGUCUCCACCGGGUGUGAGGUGCGGCCGGGGCCCGAGUUCCUCACCCGCUCCUACCUGUUCUACGCCAACCGCCUCUUCAAGGCCUACCAGUUCUACUACUGGGACCCCUCGUGCCGCGAGCCCUCGUACACGCUGGUGAUCAAGGGCAAGCUGCGGCUGCGCCAGGCCUCCUGGAUCACCCGCGGCGCCACCGAGGCCGACUACCACCUGCACAAGGUCGGCAUCGUGUUCCACAGCCAGAAGGCCAUGCGGGAGGUGGCCUCCUGGAUCAACCAGACCUCCGGGCAGGGCUGCGGGGGGUUCCUGCCCCCGGGGCGCGCCUGGGCCCCCGGAGCCCUCUACGAACUGCUGAGCGCCAAGACGGAGCGCGACUGCACGGCCGCCCUGGGCUUCGCCAUGCACGAGCUGAGCCUGGUGCGGGUGGAGAAGCACUACCAGCCCUUGCUGCAGCCAGGGCAGAGCGGCAGCCAGCUGGUGGAGGAGCUGUACCUGGGGGACAUCCACACGGACUGGGUGGAGAGGCUCCACUACCGCCCCACCGGUUACCAGCGACCCCUGCAGAGCGCCGUGCACCACGUUCACCCUUGCCCGGCCUGUGGGAUCAUCUACAGGGCUGAUGAGCACCACCCACCCAUCCUCCCUGCCGGAGCCCAGCUGCCCAUGCAGCUCAGCGGCAGCUGGGUGAGCACCCACUGCGAGGUCCGGCCCGCCGUGCUCUUCCUCACCAGGUACUUCAUUUUCCACGGUAACAACCACACCUGGGAAGGGUAUUACUAUCACUACUCAGACCCGCUCUGCAAACAGCCCACCUUCACCAUCUACGCCUCUGGGCACUACUCCCAAGGCAUCCCCUCCUCCAAGGUGAGGGGCGGCACCGAGCUGGCUUUUAAAGUCACCCAGGCUCGGGUGACGCCGAUGGACCAGGUGACGGUGAUGAUGCUCAACUCCUCAGAACCCGGCAGCUGUGGGCUGGCCAGCUCCUGGAGCGCUGGGGUGGAGCAGGAUAUCACAGCCACGAACGGAUGCUUGGCUUUGGGCAUCAAACUGCCCCACACCGAGUACGAACUCUUCAAAACGGAGCACGACACGCGGGACCGGAGCCUCCUGUACAUCGGGGAGAGACCCACGGACGGGUCCAGCCCCGACAGCCCCGACAAGCGACCCACGUCCUACCAGGCCCCUCUGGUUCAGUGUGCUGGAGCCUCAGAGGAGUUCUCCAACUACGUUAGUCUAAAAUACUUGGGAAGAAAGGAUGCUAAUGGGAAGGAAGCACUAAAACCUUUGCCUGUGGCCUUUUUAUUGUUUAUAGCACUUCUGUUUUUAAGAUGGGACUAGUUAUCCAUUCAGGUACAGCACAGAACCCAGAUAAAUCUUGGUGCUAGCGUGAUUUUUAUAUCUUUCAAAUGAGCACAUCUGGAAUCAGUUUUUCUCAGAUUUGGAAACACUUUUUAAAAACACCCAGUAGUGAACGAAGCCAAGAAGAUACGCCUGACUCCAUACUGUUUGUCCCGUGGCUUUAUUGCCUAAUCUCCCCUCCUUGCGUGCAAAUUUAAUGUAGUGACAGGGAUGUGCUGCACAUUGCAAGGGAUAAUUCAGCAGCAUGAGGGGGGAGAAAAAGUGACAUCAAUUAAAAUUGCUGCUUUGAGCUUUUGACAUCGCUAAGAUUUAAUCAAGAGCUUGAUUCCGAUGUAAUUCCAACAUCCGAAGUGUCGGCUGCUGAGUUUCUUUGAGGUUAAGUUCCCUCCCAUCACACUCCUUUUUGCUGUUCAUGCAAAUUUAAUCUGCAGAGUCAGUCAGCAAUAAACAGUCAGCGAGUGUUCUUGAGAAGGGCAUGGUUCACGUGCCUUUUGCAGUUCACAGACACUUCCUGCACCUCUCCCGCAUGUGUCACACGCACCGAGGUGCGACGUGCGGUCUCCCCCUCAGGGCUGCCCAGAACAGCCCUCUCGGAGCAUUUACCUCGGCUGCUACGCCUGCCCCUCCUCACAGCAAAUGGAAAAUGCCUCUGUGCACAACAGCUCCAGCCUCCAGCGUUCCCUGGCUGCAGCACUGCAUCCCUGCUGCGCUGCUCUGGCUCUCCAGCACAGUCCUGACUCCUGCUCACCAGGCGUCCUGUGAAGGAAUAGAUCCCUCACGAGUCUUGCCAGGCCAGGUAUUUUCACUGUCUCCUUUUCAGUCUGUGUACUGGCACACCAAUUGUUAAUCCAGCUCUCCUCUCAAAGUGUCCCUUCCGGCCUCUUUCCUGUACAGAUGUUUUAUAAAUCUGCCUCUGGUGAACAAUGGGCUGGGGAGAUGCUCAGAUCAGACAGCACAGUCAGGUCAAACUGAUUCCUACUGACAAGCAGGACAAACUCAGAAAUUAUAUUCCCUGUCUGCUGCAGCUAAGAAGCAUAUAAUUUCCUUGGAGAAGCCCUCCCCCAGCAGCUAAAUCCUCUCCAAACAAGCCUAUACAUCCUACCCACAAAGGAUAUUUUGUUAAAGCAGCUAUGCAAUAGCCACCUUCUUAAUGCUGUAUUUACGAACUUGCAGCUUGUACUUAGAUAAAUUAUGGGGUUUAUAACACAAAAAUACUUUGGGGGGAUCUGUACAUUAAUAAUUCAAAUGAGAUGCUUAUUAAAUGCAUACAGUUGUGACACAAGUGUUGUCAGCAUGUUCACGUGUCCCAGGCACGAUCAAAUAUUUAUCAUGCACAUAAACACACUUCUAAGAUGACACACAAAAGGGCCAGGCUUGGCUGCCUCGCCUUGGGUUCCCUCCCCAGUCUGAGGAGGAGCCUUCCCCAGGGAUUAGUUCAGCAGGCAAAGCCUCCCUGUUUCCAAGGGUGGUUGUGCUUUGUUGCACGGAGAUCCACAGGCAAACGUUUGAGGGAGUGGAUCUUGGAGAAGGUGGUGUCUCCUUUGGGAUGUUCCCCUCGGGAUGCUGUGGGCUGGGGCAGCACAGCUGCAUCUCGUGGCAGCCACGCUCGUGGCACAACUCAGCGGUUUCCCAUCCCGGUGCUCCAGCGCCGCUCCUGCAGCCCAGGGGAAGCUUCCUGGGACUCAGAGCAGCAAAGGUACCUGUUCCUGCAGGACCCACUCCAUGGCAGGAAUAGGGAACAGCUUUGUGCUGCCUUUGGAGGGCAGGUGGAGCAGAGGGAAGGCAAUUCCUGGCCAACACUUACCCCCAGGAAUGAGAUUUGUGUGCAGGUGCUUCUCUUUCUUUCAUAGCACAGAAACAUUGAAGACUUCAGGAGCCACAUGGUGUAAGAGCUCAAGUCUACACAGAUCCUUUCCAGGUGGGAAUGGGAUUAACACGAUAUAAAGCAUUACAAGACAACAUCACACACUUAUGCAACAGCAACAAGCCCUUGAGAAAGCUCUGCCCUGCCCUGCAGCAGCUCAGGCAUUGCUGGCUCCAGCAGCACCGGGUGCUGAGGCACAGCCCUGACUGAACUUCCCUGGGGAAACCUCAUCAGGAGCCUCUUUGUCCUGUUCCCACCCCUCCAGCCCACCCUUAAGGAUACUUCUGAAAGGAAAAAAAGCCAUGGAAGACCUAUUUGCAUAAAUAUCAUAACUUUUAUUGUUCUGUUCACAGUUUUUGAAGACACAUUCCUAAAUUACACAGUUACUCUCUCUGUAAGAAUUUGUGCCUUUUCCCAAUUUGAAUUUGCCUGGCUUCCACUGCCAGUCAGUGAUUCUUGUGUUGCUCUUUUUAUGCUCAGAGAGCUGCAGUGUUCAGUGUUUUCCCCCUGUGAAGGUAUAUUUGUGCACUGUAAUCAAGACAGUCUCAACUUUGGUAGAAAAGCUCAGCCAAGUGAGUUUUCUCUCUCACCCUCUCUAAGGCAUUUUCACACUCCACCAGUAAUUUCUGCAUCUCUUCUUUUUUGCAUCCAUUCCAAUUACUCAGCUUCUCUUUUAAAAUGUAAAUAUCCAAACUGCAUCCGAAAUUCCCAGCUCUCACAGCUGAGACAUACAGAAGGAUAAUCACUUACAGCUCACAGUAAUUAAAAACAAGAACACAUUCCUAUUCAUUUGUCUUUUACCCUGGGACUGCACUGGGAAUGUUCAUGGAGCCGUUAUUCACUCUGGUCCUGGUAGGGAUAUUUUUGCCAUGUUACCAUUUUCUCAGCAGUGGUUUUUUAUGUUUUCAUCAGUGAUCUGGAACCACUGAAUCUGCCAGGUCCCCACAGAAUCCCCCUGAGCAUCCCCAUUUCACUGUGGUUCCCUUUGAGCUUCAGCAACGUGUGAUUGUCAGGAAACACGGAGCUUUGCUGGGGCCCAGACAGACUCUAAUCCCAAAGAGAACUGAAGACCAAGGAGAAUGAAAGGACUUCGAUCACGCUCCUUCAGGAACACCCAUCUCCUUCUCCACCUCCUUUUCCCAGGGCUGUCACAGUGCCUCUCCUGUGUUGUCCUGUGCUGUCCCGCUCACCACCCUCAGCAGCAGCUCCAAACUGCCUGUCAUGGGUUCUCCAAGCUCCUCCCUUCCAAAUUCAAGCCUUCAAGGCCUACCUGUUAUUUUCAAUACUGAGCGUUGCUAAGGAAUGACAUCCCCUUUCCACUUCUCUGACAUCAUCUCCAGGUUUUACCAUGGUCCUUAUCCUAUGGCAAAGGUUCCCCCUGAACUCCAGCUCUUCAUCACCCUCUCCGAGCGCUCCAACCCGCAUGUUUUGCUUUUCCUUUGGCUCGUGCUUUCCUUACUCAUUUUCUACACUUUCUAACUCCCAUUUUGAAUGGAUUGCUGUCUGCUUCCCUUUUUCUCAUUUGUUUUAUAUUACUUUCCAUCUAAUUUUUCCCUUCAUUUCAUCACUGAAGCAGGAUGGGCAGUUAGCCAAAGUUGUCCCCCCUCUCGACUGCAAAAUUAUUGGGUUUUUGGCCAUUUAAUACCUUUCACUUAGAAAACUGCCAAUUCUAAUUCAGUUUUCCAUCUAAUUUCUUCCCCACUACCAGAUCUGAUAUGAAAUUUGCUCAGCUAUGCCCUUUUGAAGCAGCAAUUACAUUUAUUAGAAGCUCACAUGGCCCUGUGCUGAGCUCCACUGUAAUCGGGAUUCCAGCUUGAGUUCUGUGAUUCAUUUAUCUUUAUCUGACAUACACAAGACAAAACCAAAUAACUUCAUCUUUCAUGUCUAACACUGCAUUAAAAAAACCAGGUCUAGGACACAGACCAUGAGCAUUAAUCCUGAUUACUGGCUUCCUUUCAACUACCAAACAAAUAAAUACCCUUUUACUGUUACCAAGCUAACAUGUGCUGCCAGGUUUGUACCAGCUGAAGUUAAUGGUAACAGGCACAUGUGUCUUAAAAAACUCUCCUCCAUUCACUUCUUUUAGGAUACGUUCCAAAAGUUUAAUCAUUUUUUUAACCACUCCAAAAAGCAAAGAAAAAUAAUUUCCAAACAGUCUCGAUACAUUUUCUGCCUUCCUGCACUGAGUCUGAGCCUUCAGUACCUUCUUUAACACCACGAGCUUCUCAGACAAGCUGCCUUUCCAAUUUUCUGCUUCUUUAGCAGGUGCAAAAGUUUAAAGCAGGAGCCAAGUUUGCCAGACAAACACAGUCUUGAGUCUGACAAUCUCUUCACAGCUCAAUUAACAGCGACUUAUUUUUCCAAUUAACCACCUUUGUGCCCUCCUGUUUAAAAUACCUCAGAACGCAUUUUUGCAUUGCUGAUUUCCCCAACAAUUCUUAAACUGAAACAAACCACACAAAAACGUUUCAGAACGCUUUUGGAUACAUUACCAGCAUUGAGCUACUGCUUCACUUGAUAAACAGUCCAGAUGGGAUAUAAAAAGCUGAUGCAUACUAUAAAUAAAUAUACUGCCCUGGAACAGCAGGCAGAAGCUGGAUGGAGAUAGAAAGGAGAUGGGUGGCAAGACUCAUUGCUCCAAACUCUACACAGAGUGAAGAGGAAGGAGGCACAAACUUGAUCACAGAGGAAGCAGAAGGUGAGUGGUUAUUCAGGAUGGGAAAAGGCUCCAGGAGCAGUCAGACAUCCCUGGCUCUGCCAGGCAGCCCAGCUGCAGCCAGAGUGCUGCGGGGACCACAAGCAUGGGACAGGCAGGCAGGGAAGAACAACACUGGAAGGGUGAUGGGAAGAAAGACCCAGAUGGAAAACAAGCAGGCAGCAGGGAAGGAAAGUCAGUUAAAGAUGCUUGGCUGAACAUGGAUUUCUCUGCCAAGGAGCAGGGAAGGAAAAAGGAUGAGUUGGCCUGAACCAAAGCACUGAGGGAGGGCAUGGGGUGAGCUCUGACAGCUCAGGCAGAACAGAUCAGAAAGGAGGAUGGGCAGCAGAGUCUCCAGCCUUCAUAGAAACUCCUUUGGGCUCAACCUGAAGCAAAGAUUCCUGGCUCCAAUCACACUUGUGUGUGGCCUCCCAGUGAAACGUGGAAAUGAAAAUUGCUGCCUCGGCUCCGAGCUACACAUCGGGAGCUCGGGUCAGGAAUGGGGGUCCACACAUGGAACACAAAGGAUUCCCUCCUGACACACACGUGGGUUACACCCAGUACCACACUUAAAGUUCCACUUUUAAAAGUCUAAUUACACUGAGGAGAGCCUCUACAUGGCCAGGCACACAAAGCUGGGAGUUUUGGACAACUUCUGAGCAGCCUCAUCUCACUUUCUGAGCAGGUACUGACCAGAUACUGCACUGCACUCACACAAAGUGGCCAAACCACCAGUGCACAGACCUGGUUCUGCCAUUUCCCAGUUCCUGAGUGCUUGACUUUGUAGAGCCUUAAUAAAGGUCUUUUAGAAGUAGCUCUCUGUGGAUAAUUGUGUGUGGGAAAUUUGCCAACUCAAACAUGAGGGAGUUCAAGAGGCUUUUCUAAUCUUGUGAGUUUAUCCACUAAAGAAAAAGAUUUGAUUAAAAAAAAUGAAGUACAGCUAAACUGGGAACAAUACUUUUACUACGGGCUGUUCUUCAUAGGCACUUUGAAAUCUUAAAAAAAAACCACCCCAAACCACAAAAUUAGGAACUUAUUAAAUCAGAAUGAAAUGUACCGAUGCAGAAACAUAAACAGAAAUGCCAGAUGUAUAAUGUCAACUUGUAAUAUGCAGCUUCAAUUAAUUCUUCUUAAUUCAUUUGUUUUCUUAACUUCUUUUGUUUUGCCAUCUGGAAAAGGCCAUUUUCUAAUGACAGAUCACAGGAGGAAAGAUCCAAAGUUCAAGUCUGCUUCAAGGAAAAGCAGCUUUGUUUCUGUGCUCGCAGGCCCCGCGUUCCUUUUGUACUUUCACUCACACAGAGGCUUCAGGACAAACUUCGGCCCGGGCUGGGAGGCAAAGACCUAUGUGGAAGUUUAGGAAAGGUUUCAAAAAGUUUUACUCUUCAGGUACAAACAUGAAAGCAGUUCUUUAGCAGGAAAUGAAGCCACAGGGAACAGCAGAGUGACUGACAGGCCCACAGUGACUUUGGAAGUGUGCAGGUCUGUGCUCAUUAGAAUACGAUGUGCAAGAGAUUCCUGACUGGCUCUUAGCUGGGCUAUUUUAAAAAUUAUCCAG
This is a messenger RNA of Myiozetetes cayanensis, 7951 nucleotides long. RefSeq names its product APC down-regulated 1 like (gene APCDD1L). Gene Ontology annotation, molecular function: Wnt-protein binding. Gene Ontology annotation, cellular component: plasma membrane. Gene Ontology annotation, biological process: negative regulation of Wnt signaling pathway. The coding region runs from base 326 to 1816 and encodes 496 amino acids. Lineage: Eukaryota; Metazoa; Chordata; Aves; Passeriformes; Tyrannidae. The transcript has 4 exons. The record is from RefSeq and is a predicted model, not a curated record.